Electrophorus electricus (electric eel) is the source of this 2278-nucleotide messenger RNA. RefSeq names its product collagen, type XXVI, alpha 1 (gene col26a1). The record is from RefSeq and is a predicted model, not a curated record. Gene Ontology annotation, molecular function: protein binding. Lineage: Eukaryota; Metazoa; Chordata; Actinopteri; Gymnotiformes; Gymnotidae.
UGCACUCCGCGCAGAAUUUGCCACUGGGGUCCUGUAAAGUUUCUAGGAAGACAGCAUCACAGACCGCACGACGAGCUGGGAUGCAGGAAUGCACAUCAUCAACUGACUUAGACAUUCUUGGUUUUUCCAUAUAACACAAACUCCUCGGAGAGGAUUUCAGAUACACGCAACCAUUCUUUAGGACAAAUUUAGCUGACGGCAAGUGCAAAACGUGGAAGAAUGCUGGGCGCGGUUUUGUGCCUUUUAUAUAUAGUCUUAAUUUUCUUUUGUCCGUUUAGUGCGUCUGUAGGUAUCUAUACAAUCCCCGGUAUAAGGCUGCCGGAGAAACCCGCUCCGGUCCCCACCGGCCUCAGCAGGAACUGGUGUCACUACACCGUGCGGAGGACCGUUUCCUGUCAAACGUACAAUGGAACAGAGACUCUACUUCAGAGGCGCGUCCAGAGUUGCCGCUGGCCCGGGCCUUGUACCAGCCUCAUCAGUUACAGGACAGUGGUCAGACCCUCGUACCGAAUGUCUUACAGACUGGUUACUGCACUGGAGUGGCGUUGCUGUCCUGGUUUCCAUGGUAUAGACUGUAAAGAGGAGUGCCUGAACUGCACAGGCUACACAGACCUCACUGCACGGCUGCACGCUGUCGAAUUGCAGAUGCUGUCACUCCAAGACGCCGGACUCUUUGCUUUCCCACCAGUCAGCCAAUCAGUGGACAGAACAGCUGAUAAUGAGGUCGAUGGGUCCCGCCCCUCACCUGUCACAACAUGUUCUGUUGGUCAGGGAGAGUCCAGGGGAGCUGUGGGACCCGUGGGUCCUCCCGGAGCCAGUGGACCCCCGGGCCCUGAAGGGAAGGCCGGCCUGAGAGGGAAACCAGGCCUGGCGGGACCAAGAGGUCCCCCAGGUGUGAGGGGACCACCAGGUCCACCGGGACCUCCUGGCUUCACUUACUACACCAGGGGAGAGGUCUUCACUUUGAUCACCAAACAUCACAGCCAAUAUGAGGAAGAUGUCCACCCUCCUCAUCACAAGCUGAGAUUAAUACUGGGACCGCCCGGGCCUCCAGGACGCCCAGGACCUGCAGGACCCCCUGGAAUCCCCGGAACACCAGGACAAAAUGGUGUGUCAGGCUUCUCAGGAAGCCCAGGUCUUAAAGGCUCCAAGGGCGACCCUGGAGAGAGUGGGCCACCAGGAGUUGAUGGCAAGCAGGGGGGGCCAGGUGCUCCCGGACCGAAGGGUGAACCAGGAGAGACGGAAACAGAGCUUCAACAGUUGAAAGAAGCACUGAAGAUUCUGGCAGAGAGGGUUCUGAUUCUAGAGUACAUGUUCAACAUUCAUGAUGCAGCCAUGGAGUUAGGUUCGGGAUCAGACCUGCUGCUAAACGUCCCGCCCACAGUCAGAGCUACGGGACAAGGCAGGUCCUUCCCCUCCUCCCCCGCACCAAGGAGGCCCAGGGUGCCCAGGACACCAUAGAUGCUGAUGUCCAGCAGGAGGAGACUCACCUAUGGGUCUCUUGCACUAAACACAGAGCUCCUGCUGGAGCCUUGUAUUCUGUUACCCAAAUAAAAUUCCUGUGUCAGAGCAACUACUGACACCUGUCAGGAAAAAACUUUUUAAAGUCACGGAAAGAAAAGAUUUUACAGUCAUUUUAUUAUUGCUAUUAAUAAUAAUAAUAAUAAUAAUAAUAUCACCAUAUGUAUGUCUAAAUGUAAUUGGUAUUUUCCCACAUGAUGUUGGUUUUCAUAUAGUUAAUCAUACUGCCCACAGAAAGUUGGACAAUGUAAACUGAUCUCAGAUCAGAUUUUUUAAAAACAAGGAGAAAUUCUCUGUGAAUAUUAUGGGAAAAUUGUUCUGAGAUGAGCAUGGAAAAAGCAUUGUUUAAACUAGAGAUGCACUGAUUGAUCUGCUUGUGACCGGAAACUGCUGGUUUUCAGCAUAAUCGGCCAUAACCGGUGACCAGCUGAUCAGUCUCAUGUAUUUCAUAUAUUUCAUAUUUUAGUGCUGGUCACAUUUACGCUUGUUCACUACAUGAGGACUACAGCGACACGAACACAGCCACACGUGAACAGCGCAGCAACUGCAUUAGAUGUAUGCAUGGACAACAACAUAAAGGUGCCUUGAGUUCUCAUUUGUAUUACCUGGUGCACUUGUUUUCAUUUGGAAAAGUAAAACUAUUGCUCUUUAUUUUAUUUGGAGGUUUGUGAAAAGCAAAUGUUCACCCUAUAACCUAGUGCAUAGUUUUAUGCUGAGAUAUUUCGUUUCCAUUAAAAGAGAAAUUGAACAAAAACGC